Molecule: messenger RNA, 372 nt
Organism: Lactuca saligna
Lineage: Eukaryota; Viridiplantae; Streptophyta; Magnoliopsida; Asterales; Asteraceae
Source: the annotation of a GenBank genome assembly
AUGGCAUAUUCUUCAACUUCAUCCAUUCGCAAGAGCUUUAAGUAUGAUGUGUUUUUGAGUUUUAGGGGUGAAGACACUCAUUCCAACUUCGUGGAUCACCUUUAUUACGCUCUUCAGCAGAAAAACAUUCACACAUACAAGGACGAUGAGGGAAUCAAGAAAGGGAAAAGGAUCAGUGAUGAGCUCAUCAGAUCGAUUGAAGAGUCUAGAUUUUACAUCAUUAUUUUCUCCAACUAUGCCUCUUCUUCUUGGUGCUUAGAUGAGCUUGUGAAGAUAAUGGAAUGUCACGGGACUGCAGAGCAUACUGCUUACCCAGUCUUCUAUGAUGUUGAGCCAUCUGAAGUCCGCAGACAAAGUGGGAUAGUUGAAUAA